AUGGAAGAGAAGCAGAAGAUCGCCGAGGCGGAGAGCCUCAAAAAACUCGCUUUCUUUGGUACGUUUUCUUGCGGGCUUUCGAUAUUAUAGUUUUAGAUUUUUAGCACCUUUAAGCUUUCUAGUUCUUGCUUUGAAUCCUCGAGAAACCACACAAUAUCUGGCCUAGACGUUUUUGUUUUUCAUAAAGUUAAUUGGAUUUUGGUAGGAACUCUAGAACCUAUCUGGAAGUUCCUUUAAAAUCUAGAAUGCUCUACAUCCUUUUCGACGUCUUUUGAAACUUUCCUGACUUCUUGAGCCCUCUCUUCACCCCAAAGUCUUCCAGGAAUCUCGGUGUCGACGAUCGCCACCCUGACGGCCAUCAUCGCGGUGCCGAUGCUCUACAACUACAUGCAGCACGUGCAGUCGUCUCUUCAGAACGAAGUCGAGUUCUGCAAGCAUCGAACCGACGGUCUUUGGGAUGAGUUCCACAGAGUAGGCCCAUCUUGCAUCAGUGUUAUCUAAAAUCAAAUGCAUUUUCAGUUCGAGACGGUGAAAGGAGUGGAUUCUCGUAUCAAAAGAGACACGCGCUCUCGCCGUGGCGGAUACUCCGAGGGAGGAGCAGCCGGAGGCGGAGGUGGAGGAGGAUCGUGCUGUUCGUGCGGAAUCGGAGCCGCCGGGCCAGCCGGAGCUCCAGGAAAGGACGGAGCUCCAGGAGAGGACGGAAAGGCCGGAAACCCCGGACAGGCCGGAUCCGACGCCGAGGCCGCUGCCGCUCCAACCGCCGCCGACUUUUGCUUCGAUUGCCCACCAGGACCAGCAGGACCAGCCGGAGGACCAGGACCCGCCGGACCACCAGGACCAGCUGGAGCUCCAGGAAACACGCCAUCCGGAGGAGGCGAAGGACCAGCAGGACCACCAGGACCACCCGGACCACCAGGAAACGACGGAGCCGCUGGAACCCCUGGAAACCCUGGAGCACCGGGACAAGUCACCGAGGUGCCCGGAACGCCAGGACCAGCAGGACCAGCAGGACCCGCAGGACCACCAGGACCAGCCGGAAACCCAGGAGCCGCUGGAGCCUCAGAGCCAGGACCACCAGGACCAGCUGGAGACGCUGGACCGGACGGAGCGCCAGGAAAUCCAGGAGCGCCAGGCGCACCAGGAGAAGCCGGAGCGCCGGGAAGCGGCGGAGGAUGCGAUCACUGCCCACCGCCACGUACCGCCCCAGGAUAUUAA
This is a messenger RNA of Caenorhabditis sp. 36 PRJEB53466, 1215 nucleotides long. NCBI's taxonomy places the organism in Eukaryota, Metazoa, Nematoda, Chromadorea, Rhabditida, Rhabditidae. The record is from the annotation of a GenBank genome assembly.